AGAGUGCUCAAAGUUAUGUCUCCUUGUUUCCAGCUGGACCUCAUUAUGAUUAUAAUUGUGGAGAAUCUGAAUGAUAACCCUCCAGUCUUUGAUCAGAACACCUACCGUGUGAAUGUCAAUGAGAUGUCUCCUGUAGACACAAGCGUGGGCCGCUUCCCUGCCACAGACUUAGACGGCAACCAAAUCUACUACAAACUGACGCCUGAAUCUACUGGUUUUAAACUAAGUUUGCCUACCAAUCCGGAGCUCCUCGUUGAGACACCUCUCGACUACGACAAAGUCAAAAAUGUCCAACUGAUAUUAUCUGCUCAGGACACACCAUUGGCACCGGCCAGUAGCAGGGUGUCAUUCACUGCCAGCACCACCAUCAUGGUCACCAUCUUAGACGUGGACAACAGGCCGCCGUGGUUCCAGCCCUGCAGCAAGCACGAGGUCGGGGGGGCUGUGAUCUGCCAGAGUGCCGGCUACACGACGAAGGUCGUCUUAAACGAACAAGAGACCGGAGUAUUACCUCUGGAACCAGGACCGCUGUACGCCAUCGACGGAGACUCAGGGAUAAAUGAGGCAAUGACAUACUCAUUCUUGAAUGGAGAUGCUGACGGUCUGUUUGCGAUCAACCCAAACACGGGGAACAUCACCAUGCUGAAGCCGACCGAUGUUUUGGAGACGAUCAGUCUGACAGUGCUGGCUGCUCAGAGGACGAACAGUUAUCAGUUUGCCACCACCAGCGUCACAGUCAGUGUGCAGGUGAAGAGUCUCCACCCUCCAAAGUUUCAGAGUCCUCAGUACGAAGGUAUCAUCACCGCAGUGGGCGUCAUGGCGAUGGACCCGAAGAACAAGGACCAGCCGCUGCGGAUCCUCGCCACGGAUGAUGACUACAACGCCACUGGGGGUCUAAAUCCCCACAUCACUUACUACGUUGAUGGGAACAGUGAUUUCUCCAUCAUUGGCGGCUAUUUGUUCAUGACAAAGGAUCUCCCAGAGGCCACAUUAUCUCUGCAAGUGGUGGCAAUGGACACGUCUAACGAAGAAUCGGCUACAGCUCGGCUCUCAGUGGAGGUGACAUCAGGUCUCACCACCACCAGUUUGCCUCAGAGCACUACAGACAUUACGGUAACGACGUCCACAUGGGAAUCCACCACCGACCUCGGUACGACCAGUGAAAGCAUCGCCUCCACCACUGAUCCUAGUUUGACCAGUGAAAGCAUCGCCUCCACCACUGAUCCUAGUUUGACCAGUGAAAGCAUCGCCUCCACCACUGAUCCUAGUUUGACCAGUGAAGGAAGCGUCUCCACAGCCAGCACAGCUCACCCAGGUGGCUACGGACUGGUGGACAUGGCAGCGCUCGGUGCAACCCUGGGUGUCCUGCUGUUUAUCUGUCUCGUGGUCAUCGUGGUGCUCGCUGUUCGCAUUCGUAAAGGGAAAGCCAACUGGAAGAAGAUCUACGAAGCCAGCAUGUUCCAAAGCUCUUUGGGUCAAGGUUCGGGCGGUCAGAAGGAGGGCAUCCAGUACACCAAUGAGGCCUUCCAGAACGAUGAAGAUGGAGGCAGCACUGGCUCCGGCAGUCCAGCGGGGGAAAGCGUAAUGGCAGGGGACCUUGCGCUCGAUGAAGCCAUCGUGAAGUCUUCGGUGCCUCUGCACGCCCUCCUGCACGACGACACCAGCCACGAUGGAUCGGACAACGCCGACAGCGAGAAGGAGGUGAAACCCAUCCUGACCAAGGAGAGACGCAUGGACGACGGGUACAAGUCGGUCUGGUUUAAGGAGGACAUCGAACCCGACGCCAAGGAGGAAGUGGUCAUUAUCCCAGACAGCAGAGAGGACGACAGCGAGGACGACGACGACGAGCAGUCGUCCAGCGAGAACGGAGACGACACCCGGCAGAUAAAAACCCCGAGGGUCGUCUUUAAUGAAGCCGAUCUGGACAGUGGACUCGGGGUGAAGAUGGAUGAUCCAGCAGAGGACUCAGAGGAUGACGACGCGUUGACCGCUGAUCUGUGAAAGAGCGCCAAAGGGAAAGACGAGUACAUAGCGGGAACCACCCUCAAUCAAAUCUAAUGAUUCAUUAUCAGCAGUCUUGUAACCAUAGAUACAAAACAUAUUUAUAUCUAUGGUUGUAACACUCUGCCUUAUCAGUCCAUAACAGCGGACCAGUGACCCGGAAGCAGAUCUGAACGCACCUUAUG
This is a messenger RNA of Sander lucioperca (pikeperch), 2186 nucleotides long. RefSeq names its product cadherin-related family member 5b (gene cdhr5b). The coding region runs from base 16 to 2001 and encodes 661 amino acids. Gene Ontology annotation, molecular function: cadherin binding; calcium ion binding. Gene Ontology annotation, cellular component: adherens junction; catenin complex; membrane. NCBI's taxonomy places the organism in Eukaryota, Metazoa, Chordata, Actinopteri, Perciformes, Percidae. The record is from RefSeq and is a predicted model, not a curated record. Gene Ontology annotation, biological process: cell morphogenesis; adherens junction organization; multicellular organism development. The transcript is spliced from 12 exons.